This is a messenger RNA of Rhododendron vialii, 1640 nucleotides long. RefSeq lists its product as uncharacterized. Gene Ontology annotation, molecular function: protein-folding chaperone binding. Gene Ontology annotation, cellular component: cytosol. The transcript has 2 exons. NCBI's taxonomy places the organism in Eukaryota, Viridiplantae, Streptophyta, Magnoliopsida, Ericales, Ericaceae. The record is from RefSeq and is a predicted model, not a curated record. The coding region runs from base 92 to 1270 and encodes 392 amino acids.
CAGCUAAUAGAUAACAAAGAGGGCUCUUAGAGAGAGAAAGUGAAGUGUUCUCAGAGAGAGAGAGAUAGAGAGAGAGAAGGAGAGAGAAAAAAUGGGAGUUGAUUACUACAACAUCCUGAGGGUGACUCGAAACACGACAGACGACGACCUGAGGAAAGCCUACAAGAAGCUCGCAAUGAAGUGGCACCCAGACAAGAACUCGGACUCGGAAGCCGAGUCCAAGUUCAAGCAGAUCUCCCUGGCCUACGACGUGCUCAGCGACCCCAUCAAGCGCCAGGUCUACGACCUCUACGGCGAAGAAGCCCUCAGCACCGGCCAGUUCCCUCCCGCCACGCCGCGGCCGGCUAAGGGCUUCAGCGCCAAAGGGUCGUUCAACGCCAAGGGGUCGUUCAAGUUCAGCAGAAGGGUUGAGGAGGACAGUAUAUUUGAUGACUUGUUUGGUGGGUCUGGGUUCGAGGGUAAGACUCGGGGUUUUGGUGGCGGUUACGUUGAGAAACUGGCCAAACCAACAAACGUACAAUCGCCCAAACCAACUAACCCUUACGUUGAGAAACUGGUCAAACCAACAAACGUACAGUCACCCAAACCAACUAACCCUUACGUUGAGAAACUGGCCAAACCAACAAAUGUACAGUCGCCAAGAGCGACGAACACACAGUCGCCCAAACCAACAAACACACCGCGGAAAAGCCCGAACGGGUACGGGGAUAGUGGUGGUGGGAAGGCGGCUGCUGUGGAGAAUCAGUUGGGGUGUAGUUUGGAGGAGCUUUAUAAGGGGUCGAAGAGGACAAUGGUGAUUUCAAGGAUUGUUCCUGAUGAUUCUGGGAGACCUAGGCAAAUCGAGGAGAUCUUGAAAAUAGAUAUCAAACCUGGCUGGAAAAAUGGCACAAAAAUCACUUUCCCUGAGAAAGGCAACCAGGAGCCCGGGAUGACCCCUGGAGAUCUCAUUUUCGUAGUGGACGAGAAACCGCAUGCUCUGUUCAAGAGGGACGGAAACGAUCUGAUUGUUCAUCAGAAAAUAUCGCUGCUCGAAGCUCUUACGGGGAAGACUCUUGACCUGAUUGCACUGGACGGUAGGAACAUAACUAUCCCGUUGAAAGGUAUUACCAGGCCGAGCCAUGAAGUGGUGAUCCCGAACGAAGGAAUGCCCGUCUCGAAAGAACCUGGGAGGAAAGGAAACUUGAGGAUCAAGUUCGAUGUCAAGUUCCCCUCAAGCUUGACCAAAGAACAGAAAUUCGAUCUGAAGAGGGUGCUCGGAAGAAUCUGCUAAGUAGUCCAGUUUUCGAACUGAGGGUCGGAACAUCAUCAUGAAAUCGAUAAUUUAAGAGGAAGUGGCAUGGAUCAUGUGUAUAGAGUAACAUACUCUUCGAUUUAGGUGGAAGAUAUGUUCGUAGUAGGAAGGAUAGUUUGAAGGGUUCCGGCAGCAAGUGUGAUCAGAUUUAGCUGCCAGGGAGUAACAGACCUUCGCGUAAAAUGUAUACGUAAUGUACUGGUGUUUUUCGGAUUUUGAAGAUGAGGGUUGAUCUUGUCUUUUUCGCCGUGGAAAUGGCGUAAUGUUGUGCUGCUUUUGUUUGGUGAUGUUCCUCUUUUACUGGGCAAUAUUGUGUAGGCAAUGUCAGUAGUUUUCGAAUUUUUGGUAA